Messenger RNA from Symbiodinium necroappetens, 384 nucleotides. Lineage: Eukaryota; Dinophyceae; Suessiales; Symbiodiniaceae. The record is from the annotation of a GenBank genome assembly.
AUGGCUACUGGUGUGAACCUGCGCACACAUCGGACUGGCGGAGGCCGGCACGAAGUUCUGGGCACCACCGGCAAUGGAUCACACGACGUUCGGGGAUGUGACAUCGCAGAAUCGCAGCUCAUGCCUGCAUCGGGCACGACCGUGCAAGUAAAGUUGGAGUCCUCGCAGCCUGCCGGAGUUGCGCAGCCAAGGGAGGUGCCCUCACUGCAACUGAAGCCAAGACCGGCCGGCACGUCGAGAAACCAGCCCCAAGCCACCCCUGCUGGCGAAGCAAAGAUAAAUGCCUCCAAGCGCUUGCAGGGCCAUGGCGCCGGCAGCAGCAGCAACGAUCUUCAUGGUCAUGGGAAAUGUGCGAAAUGCAAAGAGCGGGCUCUGGAUUGCUUG